Molecule: messenger RNA, 264 nt
Organism: Aspergillus affinis
Lineage: Eukaryota; Fungi; Ascomycota; Eurotiomycetes; Eurotiales; Aspergillaceae
Exons: 3
Coding region: 1-264 (87 amino acids)
Source: RefSeq, a predicted model, not a curated record
AUGAAGAUCGAUAUUCGUUUCAUCUGCACUCUCCUCAUCGUGCUGGCCAUCGCGGCAGCCAUGAGCCCCGCCGCCGCUGCUGAUGCCGACGCUGAUAAACUCGAGAAGAAGGAUAGUAGCUCCCCUCUUGCGGUUGUCCACUGGGAAGAGCCGAGACUUCUGAUUCUGAAUGCCGACCUACUUGAUUGGGUGUACGGCGACCCUCUUGACAGACUGGAUGAAUCCCUCGAGGAAGAUUUCGACGCUUGGGAUGAGAUGCCUUGA